AUGCUCUUCACCACCUACGUCCUUCUCAGCCUCAUUGGCCUUACCUCCACCCUCGCCUCCCCCGGCCCUCUCGCUGCUCGACAAGACGACGACCCUGCAUCUCACCCUCCUUCUGCCCAGGUCAUCAAGCCCAAGGACCAAGACAUGGAGUCAUUCAAGGCCGCGUACGCACAAUUCUUUGUCUCGCCUGAACUUAUCAUUGACAUUCAGAGGCUCAGUUUCGAAGACCUUUGUCCCCGAUUCUACGAAGACAGCGAGGAGACCGACAAGCCUAUUUGGGUCCGUACUGAAUUUUCCGCCGACUCAUUGUCCUCCGCAAAGAAGAGGUACGACCCCGAAGACGUCGCCACCGACUACGAGCUCCCCACUGCCGAGUAUCGGAAUGUCGGUAUUGACGUUGCCAUCGCGCUGGGAGGAGACGGCAUCAGUACUAUCAACGAGUAA
Molecule: messenger RNA, 444 nt
Organism: Cryptococcus amylolentus CBS 6039
Lineage: Eukaryota; Fungi; Basidiomycota; Tremellomycetes; Tremellales; Cryptococcaceae
Exons: 3
Coding region: 1-444 (147 amino acids)
Source: RefSeq, a predicted model, not a curated record